AUGGCUGAUUGGCUUAUUGGACUUGUUUUAUUGAUUAGUUCAAUAAUUUGUCUUCGUCUUUUAUUACUUGUUAAAAUUCUUCAAUCACUACUUAAAAGAAUAGUGAGAAAUAUUAUUUUUAAAGUAAUUAAUAAAGAUUUUCCAGAAAUAUUUAAACAUCUAACACCAUAUUCAGCUAUUCUUGUUGGAUGUAUAUUAACAAUAUUAGUUCAAAGUAGUUCAAUAUUUACAUCAACAUUAACAUCAUUAGUUGGUAUUGAUAUAAUAACACUUGAGAGAGUUUAUCCAUUUACAUUAGGUUCAAAUAUAGGUACAACAGUAAUUGGUAUUAUGGCUGUAUUAACUACAACUAGUGAGAAAGAUAUAAGAAAUCCAUUACAAAUAGCAUUUUGUCAUAUUUUUUUCAAUAUUAUUGGGAAGAUAUAUCUUCAAUAUUUAUAUUUAAUAUUCUAUAUAUGA
This is a messenger RNA of Rotaria sp. Silwood2, 459 nucleotides long. Lineage: Eukaryota; Metazoa; Rotifera; Eurotatoria; Philodinida; Philodinidae. The record is from the annotation of a GenBank genome assembly.